Messenger RNA from Momordica charantia (bitter melon), 3540 nucleotides. It is a transcript of the gene PUM5, whose product is annotated as pumilio 5. The record is from RefSeq and is a predicted model, not a curated record. Gene Ontology annotation, biological process: post-transcriptional regulation of gene expression. Gene Ontology annotation, cellular component: cytoplasm. NCBI's taxonomy places the organism in Eukaryota, Viridiplantae, Streptophyta, Magnoliopsida, Cucurbitales, Cucurbitaceae. Gene Ontology annotation, molecular function: mRNA binding.
CCACACUGUGUUAUGGGUUUUGGAAGCAAACAUUUAUUUUGUCUUAAAAAACAGCUAAAUUCUCUCCUCUUCGUCUCUCUCCCCACCAUUUUUUCUCCGUAGCUUUUCGUUCUUUGUUUUUUCCUUUGCCUCCGCAGAAAUUCCGAGAGGCUUGGAACUCUGAAAUUCAUACUUUUCAGUACUGCUGCUGUUGCUGGAUUUCAUACAAUUCUUACAGUAGGAUGGCAACUGAGAGCCCUACCAGAAUUGUGGACAGGUUGGGUGAUAGAAACUGGUCAGCUACUAAAGAUAUAGCAGCCUUUGGAUCUCCGUUUGAAAACAUUGCAUCAGAGGAGUUGGGAUCAAUCUUAGAGAUGCAUAAUUUUAGUAGAAAUUUAUCAGAUUUGAUUCCUAAUCGGAGUGGUAGUGCACCGCCAAAUAUGGAGGGUUCUUUUGCAGCUAUUGGAAACCUGUUAACUCAGCAGGACUCUAGCCUAGUUACAAGCUUGUCUACUUUAUGUGAUGCUUUAGAAAAUUGCAUGUCAGAAGAACAGCUGCGCUCUCACCCAGCUUAUUUCGAAUACUAUUGUUCCAAUGUUAACUUGAAUCCAAGGCUUCCUCCCCCUCUUAUAUCACGAGAAAAUCGUAGAUUAGUGCGGCACAUUGGCGGAUUAAGCAAAAAUCGGAGAGUGAGCUUUUCAGAUGACACUGCUAAUGAAUUUUUGCUGAUAUCCCAAGGCUCCCUUUCUACUCAUCAGGAGGAGACUCCGGAGGAUGGACUGUUAAAGCAAGUUUCCGAAAACUUGACAGAGAGAAAUAGUACUGCUUUGCCUACACAGAACAUAUCUUUUACAACAAGUCACCGCAAGAGCUUGGUUGAUUUGAUACAGGAAGACUUCCCCCGGACCCCAUCUCCUGUGUAUAAUCAGUCACUUUUAACGAGUCGAUCAACAACAGAACAAGCAGCUGAGAGUGAUUUGGACACUAUUGCCUCUUGUGUUUCAUCUAUAAGUAUUUCAAAAGUACUGGAAUCAAGUUCAUGCUCUUCUGACGUUUGCUUGGAGACAAGUAAUGUAGUUAGGGAUCCAAUGGGGUUAAUAUCCAAUGAUGCUCUUCUGAAGAAAUCUCCAAAGAUAGAGAAAUCUGACAGAACGCGGAGCCAACAACAAGAGGAAUCAAGAGGGAAAAGUGUUUGUGUGGAGAACAUUGCAGCAAAAACUGGGACAAUUGGACAUGAUAUUCCCAAAUUAGAGUCUAGAACGAAAGCAUCCAUUGUUGAGAGUAAUAGAAACAAACUAAAUCAACAAUCUUAUGGGAGAAAUCACCCAUAUAUCUAUUUGUCAAAGCAACAAGGGUUUCCAAGUCCACCUUCAGAUAUUCAGUCCCAGAUGGUUUCUCAAGGAAUUAGCCACCAAGAAGUUGGGCUUGAAAACUAUUCACAUGGACAACACAAUUUUUCAACUGCUGAGGUACAAACAGUAUUUCAUUCGUCAGCACUCACUCCUCCCUUGUAUGCUACUGCAGCAGCAUAUAUGGCUCCAGGAAAUCCAUUUUACCAUAAUUAUCAACCGUCAGGUUUGUUUAGUCCUCAGUUCAAUGUGGGAGGAUAUGCUAUGGCUUCCACAGUUUUUCCUCCAUUCAUGGCUGGGUAUCCUUCACAUGGUGCAGUUCCUCUGCCAGAGCCUUCUGGAUCAAACUUCAGUGGUCGAAAUGCUGGUGUCUCAAUAGGGGAAAGUAUUCCACCUGUGGGUGACAUACAACAUCUGAGCAAGCUUUAUGCCCAACCUGGAUUCAUUUACCCACCUUUUGUGGAUCCCAUGCAUGUACACUAUGGUCAACGUAUAAUUGAGGAGCCUUAUGGUAGUUCAGCUCAUCAUGGUCAAUUGGCUUCUAGAAAUUUUAGUCAAAUGCCGAUCAAUUCUUUUGUUUCACAACAAGAUUCAAAUGUUGCUGCUUAUUUAGGUGAUAACGAAAUUCAGUCACCAAAAAAUGGGAGUUUUAACAUCUCGAGUCUCAGAAAAGGGGUUACUGGUGGUAAUUACGGAGAUUCCUCUAGCAUGAGUGGCAUCAUGCAAUUUUCAGUCCCAUCUAUUGCAAGCCCUGCUUCGCCCUCAUCUCCAGUUGGUGGGGUGAAUCAUCUAGGCCAACGAAAUGAAAUGUGGUUUCCUCCAGGUUUAGUCCGAAAUGCAGGGGCAUAUUCUGGAUGGCAGGGGCAAAGAGGCUCCAAUAACUUCGAUGACCCCAAAAGGCACUCUUUUCUUGAAGAACUGAAGUCAAGCAAUGCACGGAAGUUUGAACUCUCUGAUAUAGCUGGGCGUAUUAUUGAGUUCAGUGUUGAUCAACAUGGGAGUCGCUUUAUUCAACAGAAGCUCGAGCACUGCAGUUCUGAAGAGAAGGCAUCUGUGUUUAAAGAAGUUCUUCCGCAUGCCUCUAAAUUAAUGACUGAUGUUUUUGGGAAUUAUGUCAUUCAAAAGUUUUUUGAACAUGGAACCCAUGAGCAGAGGAAGGAGCUUGCUGAUCAACUUGCUGGACAGAUGGUACCUCUAAGCUUGCAGAUGUAUGGUUGUCGUGUAAUCCAGAAGGCACUUGAAGUUAUUGAACUGGAUCAAAAGACACAGCUCAUUCAUGAGCUUGAUGGUCAUGUGAUGAGAUGCGUGCGUGAUCAAAAUGGGAAUCAUGUUAUACAGAAGUGUAUAGAAUGUGUUCCUUCAGAAGAAAUUGGUUUUAUCAUUUCUUCUUUUGGAGGUCAAGUUGCCACGCUUUCCACACAUCCAUAUGGCUGCCGUGUUAUCCAGAGAAUUUUGGAGCAUUGUUCUGAUGAGGCCCAGAGUCAGUGUAUAGUGGACGAGAUUUUGGACUCUGUUUAUGUUCUUGCUCAAGACCAAUAUGGAAAUUAUGUCAUCCAGCACGUUCUUGAGAGGGGAAUGCGCCAUGAAAGAAGCCAAAUAAUCAGCAAGAUGACUGGAAAGUUUGUGAGGAUGAGCCAGCAUAAAUAUGCAUCAAAUGUUGUUGAAAAGUGCUUGGAACAUGGUGAUAUGACUGAAAGAGAGCUGAUGAUUGAGGAAAUUAUGGGGCAAUCUGAGGAAAAUGAUACUUUGUUGACAAUGAUGAAAGACCAGUUUGCGAAUUAUGUUAUUCAAAAGAUAAUUGAAAUAUGCAACGAUGAACAACGAGAGAUGCUGUUGAAUCGUAUCAGAGGCCAUCUUCAAGCUCUGAAGAAAUAUACUUAUGGAAAACACAUAGUUGCUCGACUCGAACAGCUGUCGGGUGAAGGGAACGCUUAAAUGCAGAACUUCUUACUAUUGUACCAGAAAUUUGGCUUGGACGAAUGAUGAAGGGCUUCAUUCUUUGGUUAAAGUAGUAGUGCUGUUGUAAACUCAAGUGUUUGAUUUUUAGUUAAUGGUAUACAAGUUAAAUUGUAUGUAUGUAUAUUAAUGUAUAUAAACCGUGAAGUUGAGUAAGAACAGAAUGAAUGGCUGGCUUGAUUACCAGUUCCCAGCUAAACAGUAUGUGGAUGGACUUGAUUCUGUCCUCCCAUUAUCUUGGAGUUGGUGCUUAAAA